UUCUUUUCACUUUCAGGACACCGAUCGAUGACUGUGACUCAGCUGUGACAGAAAAAGGUUGCAUUCAAUGCCAACGUCGUUCAGGCAAAUAACAUAGUUGAAACGUGUGCCAGACUGAAGGCUUCGAGCCGAUACUAUUAUCUUUCCGUCACUGAGUUUGUUGUCAGCGGGUUUGCAUAAUUGAAACCAUGGCCGUCGCAAACUCCUACGUGAUUUUGAACGGGAAAGUUGAGGGCUGUAAGAGUAAGACAAGCUGGUCACCAGGGGACCCGCUACCAUGGACAGCAAACAUCUGUCAGGGAGUUCCCUUCAACAUAGCCAUCAAGUACGAGCGGUGCAAGGAGAUCCCUGAUUUUAAGACAAAGGCGGAUGACGUCUUCAUUGUGACUUAUCCAAAGUCUGGCACGACGUGGAUGCAGCAGAUCGUGAAGUGUCUGCAGACGAAAGGCUAUCCUGAAACCGUUGAGAAGACCGUAGGAGAGCUCAAUCCUUGGUUUGAGGAAAUGGAGCAGAAGGAUGCAGAUGCCAUGACGUCACCACGCAUCUUUAAGAGCCACAGCCCAUACCACAUGGCAGCGAAGGGCAACACACCGGAUAGCAAGUGCAAGUACUUGCACGUCGUACGCAAUCCGAAGGACGUGUGUGUGUCGCAGUAUUACCACUACAAGGGCUUCUGGGAGUACGAAUACACUGGGGAAUUCCCAGAGUUCUGUGACCUUUUCAUUCAUGGCCAAGUGGAGUGCGGGUCUUGGUUUGAUUUCGUUAUGUCUUGGUACACGUGCUCGGAAGAGGUGCUUCAUAUCACCUACGAGGAUCUGAAGGCGAGGCCUGCCGAGGUGAUUCCGAAAGUGGCCAACUUUCUCGGCUUGGAAUGCAACGACACCAUUGUUGGUCUAACCAUAGAGAAGAGCAGCUUCUCCAAGAUGAAAACAGAUGCAAAGAGCAACAUGACGUGGAUGAACGAUCUACGCCACGCCGGUGCUGUCCCGUUCAUGCGUAAAGGAAAGGUGGGCGAUUGGCGGGGUCAUUUCACUGAGGAGCAAAGCCAGCGCCUCGACGCUGUCUUCCAGGAGAAGAGCAGUGCCGAGAUGCGCAUAGCUUUCUGGGGCAAGGACAUAGCACAGACUCUGGAGGCAGUGCAGGGUGAUGCCGAUCAGGAGAGUGAGUCGCCAAGUUGAGUGACUACCCGAUUUUGGCGAAUGCGAAUAGUGCCGAGUGCUUGCUGGAUUAGCGGCUUCAAUGAUUUCUCAAUCAAGGUGCCUAUUUGCCUUGUUUGUAAUUUACUUCACUUUCACACAACAGCACUACCAUCAUUUUCACUUUGUGCCGGUUUUAUCAGGAUUGUACACUUUGUUCCACUCCGAAUUUAGCAUGUUCGAAAUACUAGAAAAUUCUCCAAACCCCCCUACUUUUUACAAACACUAAAUUAACUUUCGCUGCUAUAUCUUGGUUUUCAGCUGGUCCAUGAUGGCUUUCAAAUAUCUCUCCAGAGUUA
Messenger RNA from Sycon ciliatum, 1495 nucleotides. RefSeq names its product sulfotransferase 1C2-like. The record is from RefSeq and is a predicted model, not a curated record. Bases 189 to 1178 code for a protein of 329 amino acids. The transcript is spliced from 7 exons. Gene Ontology annotation, cellular component: cytoplasm. Gene Ontology annotation, biological process: sulfation. Gene Ontology annotation, molecular function: sulfotransferase activity. NCBI's taxonomy places the organism in Eukaryota, Metazoa, Porifera, Calcarea, Leucosolenida, Sycettidae.